AAUCCUUAAAGAGUUCAUUGUCAUGUUAGAAAUAUCUUGUAUUAUUUGAAGUUGAUUAAGUUGAGGUUUACAUUAGUCUAAUAAGUAAAAUUCCACACAUUCAGGAGGAUAAGUCAGUAAUAUCAAACAAACGAGGGCAUUCAUAUAUUACAAACCUGCUUAAUUUUUUUUUUAAUAUAAGCUACCUCCUUCUUUAUAUAAACAAAAAUAGCACGAAAUUAGCUUGUGGAUUUAAAACAUAACUUUAACAUGGAAACAUGGUUGAACUGAUAGAAAAGUAAAAUCUACCGGAAGUGGAGUACACCACUGAUAUUUUGGAGAGAGAGAGAGAGAGAACCAAUGGAACGUUAAAAAGAACUACAAUUACAAUGUAAUGUUAAAAAACUACAACUCCCGGUAUCAUCUCCUCAGUCAGGCAGCUUUUGGCGGGUUUUUACGUUAGCGUCGGCCAUUUUUUUUUUUUUUUUUUUACAAUUCUUUCAAAGCUAGCCAACCAGCUACGGGUUCAAACACGAACAAUUGUGCCAGACUUUUCAUUCAAAACGUCAGCGAGUAAUUCCGGAAGGUAGUAUAUUUUACGUUUGGAUUUACUUAACAACUUUCACCGGUUUGUUCUGUUAUAGGAUUGAAACAGAACCGCUUGGGGACAAAAAGCACAAAUAAGUUGCGGUCUCUCGCGUGAAGAUAUGGCGACCCAAACCCCAAGCCGCGCUGCCGCCGAAUCUAGCCGGGCGACUGCUGCCUCGACGCCGCUCUCCCCGACCCGCAUCUCCCGCUUACAGGAGAAAGAGGACCUGCGGCACCUGAACGACAGACUGGCCGUGUAUAUCGAUCGCGUCCGGUCUUUGGAACUGGAGAACGACAGGCUCUCGCUGAAGGUCUCGGAGAAGGAGGAGGUCACAACCAGAGAGGUGACCGGGAUUAAAUCUCUGUAUGAGGCAGAACUGGCGGAUGCCAGACGUGUCCUUGAUGAGACUGCAAGAGAGAGAGCAAAACUCCAGAUCGAUCUGGGCAAGGUCAACUCUGAGCUAGAGGAGGUCACGAAGAGCUUUAAGAAGAGGGAUGGUGACCUGGCUUUAGCUCAGGCCCGUAUCAAGGAGCUGGAGUCUCAGUAUAACCAGAGCGAAGCAUCACUCGCUACAGCUCUCAGUGAGAACACAGCUCUCUGUGCAGAGAUCACUGACCUGAAGAACCAGCUCGCUAAGGCUGAGGAUGCUCAUGCUGUUGCUAAAAAGCAGCUGGAGACCGAAACACUGAUCCGAGUGGAUGUGGAGAACCGCUGUCAAAGCCUGUCUGAGGAACUUGAGUUUAGGAAGAGCAUGUUCGAGGAAGAGGUGCGUGGGACGAGGAAGCGCCAUGAGAAGCGGAUGGUGGAGGUGGACAGUGGAGGUAAGAUGGAGUAUGAAUACAAACUGGCCCAGGCUCUGCAAGACCUACGCAAGGAACAUGAGGAGCAGGUCAACUUCUACAAGACUGAGCUUGAGCAAACCUUCCAGGCCAAGCUGGAGAAUGCCAAGGUGUCCUCUGACGUCAAUGAUAAGGCAGUGAACACAGCACGGGAAGAGCUGCAGGAGGCUCGUGUCCGUAUCGAGGGACUGACUUAUCAGCUCUCUGCACUCCAGAAACAGGCAGCAGCAGCAGAGGAGCGCAUGCGUGAGCUGGAGGACAUGCUGAACAGCGAGCGUGAUAAACACCGCAGAAUAGUGGAUGGCAAGGAUCGGGAGAUGGCCGAGAUGAGGGACCGCAUGCAGAUGCAGCUCAACGAGUACCAAGAGCUGCUGGAUGUAAAGCUGGCCUUGGACAUGGAGAUCCAUGCCUACAGGAAGCUGCUGGAGGGAGAGGAGGACAGGCUGAAGCUGUCCCCCAGCCCCCCCUCUCGGGUCACCCGAAGUGUGGUCGCUAGCAGCAGCUCCUCCCGCUCCUCCCGUGCUAAGAGGAAGCGUGUGGAGGUGGAAGACGAGACGGCGAGCGCUCCCAGUUUUCGUGUCAGCCAGCAAGCUGAGGCAACAGGCUCAAUCAGUAUUGAGGAGCUUGACCUCGAGGGCAAGAGUGUUACCCUCAAAAAUAACUCCAAUAAGGAUCAGUCUCUGGGUAGUUGGAGGCUAAAGAGGCGAGUUGGAGAGGGAGAUGAGAGAGCCUACAAAUUCAGCCCUAAGUUUGUCCUUAAAGCAGGACAGACUGUUACAGUGUGGGCUGCAGAUGCGGGCGUGGCUCACAGUCCUCCCUCAGACUUGUUGUGGAAGAGUCAGAGCAACUGGGGCAGUGGAGAUGAAACAGUUACUCUGCUGGUCAAUUCAGAUGGAGAGGAGGUGGCAAAGCGAAUGGUCACCAAAAGUGUGGUAGAGAUGGAGAAUGGAGAUGAUGAGAAUGGAGAUUUUGGAAAUGAAGAUCUUUUUCACCAGCAGGGAGAUCCGAAGACCCGAUCCAGAGAAUGUGCCGUCAUGUGAGGAAGCUUCAUUCACCCCAGUAUUUUCCCCUGAUUGUUCCCUCAGAGCCACUAAUUUUCAUAUUCUUCAAUCACAAAUCCUUAAAAUAGUUCCCUCCCUUACUGCCAGAGUGUUGCUGGCAUACAGUUUUUACAGACCUCGUUUUUUAAAGCCAGAUAACCAUGAACUGUGUAUCAAAGAAUGUUGUUGUUUUUUAAAUUGCAGUCUAAAAUGUUUUUCUUUUUAUCUUUUUGAUAAGCAUCAAAUGGAAGUUGGACAGCUUCCAAAUACAUGCCUCACCUCCCCAUAAUAGAGGUCUUCACAAUAUAACAGCAGGACAUGACUUGAUGUAUUAAAAAAAAAAAAAAUAGAAGUGUAGUAGAAGGUAAAAGAUCCUGCAUGGUGAUACAGUAAUGUGUGUCACCAGAUGGUUUGUUAGGUAGGAUGAGAAAUGUUUUGAGACGCUUCGCUUCAUCAUGCAGUUUACUCUGUUGAAACUGACAGCUGCUGCUUAGCUUGUGUAUUUUUCGUUUACUGCAUCGUUGUAUGGAUAAACAGGGUGGAAAAGGAAUGAUGGGAGAUUCACAGAAAUGAUGACUAAACACCAUUUUGGUGGGGUUUUUUUCUUUCUUAAAUAAUGAUGAGCAAAAUCAUGUGACACUGAUCAUUGAAAGUGAAUAAUUGAAACUUUUGGGCAUUUUAGGGAUCUCCAUAGUCUAAUAGGGUGUUUAGUUUUGGUGGAGGUUUUUUUAUCAUGUAACUGGGUACCUGGCUUCUUUUUUUCCUAAGCAUCCUCUGAAAUCAUGCAAACUAAUCCGCUUUUGUGCUGCAGAGAUUGGGAAUCUCAGUAGGACUGGGCUUCAGGGACUGAUUAGAGCAGAUAAAAGAUGUUACGAUUCAUGACAUCACAGCUGAAACUGAGCUGAUGGGUGAGAAGUGUUCAGAAAGUUCUGAAUUGAUAUUAAUAUUGAGCUGAAUCUUGAUUAUAACAUCCAGACCACACAUUUUAAUUAUAAUGCACUCCAGUUUACAGUGAUUUUCAAGCAAACAUUUACGUUUAUUCACUUAGCAGACGCUUUUAUCCAAAGCGACUUACAAAUGAACAAACGUUUACAUAUGGAAUCUGAUACAGCAGGGUAUGCUGUUAUGAGAAAAUGAUCAAUGAUCUGUUACCAUCCUGAAUUGAUUUUCCUAAAACAGCACACCCUUAAGUGCUUUAUUCCUCUUAAACCAAAGCCACAAAGUGUAAACUCCUCUGGCCCAUGGUGGAAAACUGACUUUUACAAAGUAUUGACAAUGGAGACUCCUUCCAUAGAUGUUAAAUGAAACAUCUUACAGUAAACAAAGUCAGUGAUUUGUUUUUUAAUUGUAAAUUCAUGGAGUGUCCACCAUACAAAUCCCUGUGUAAUUUGUGACCAGAGAAAACUACCAGAGCUGCUGCUAGAGAAAGUAAAUUGACACCGUCUGACCAGUCAGAUUUGAUCAGUCAAAACCCAUGUAGUAUAAUGCAAAAAUUCUUUCCCUAAGAUGUUAUGAAAUCUGCCAAACAGUUUUUAAGCGAUGGUUAGAUUUUUAUGUCAUUGCUUAAGGUAUAGUUCAGAUUUUAAGCCACUGCCAAAUAUUAAAUGUUGGUACUUUUCCACCCUGUUCAUUCAAAUGCAGCUGUUAUACAUUAUGAUUUGUAAAAGCUCUGUUAUAUAUAAUUUUUUACAUUAUUGUAAAUGUUAAAAUGAGGUUUUUCAAACAAUUAGGACACCUGUUAAUAUUUUUCUACAGUUUUAAUCCAAGGGUAUGGGGCUGCAAAUAAACCAACCGCUCUCAGCACCAGCUGUUGUGCACUGGCAACAUUGAGGGAGGCUGAAAUUAGCCAAAUGUCCACCAGCAGCAAAUUUUUUAAAAAUUGUCAUUUUUAUGGGUGCAACAGAUCGCAGAUGAUCCACGAUCCAUAUGGAUCACGACCCACGGUUCGGCACACACGAGACCUGCGGAUUAAUUGCGCAGAUUAAUCCUAAUUGUAUAACGACCGCAGAGCAAAGGACCGUUUUACUACCUAUGCUUUUUAAGUAAUUUCUUUCUUAAAACUCGAUGCCGAGUUGCAGUGAAACUAUACAGAGCAGUCACGUGUUCACGUGAACGUGGCAGGUUAAUCAGUCAGCAAUGGCUAGUGGAGGAGCAGAAGAACUUGAAAAGCCUCCUGGAUCAUUCAAAUCGCAUGUACAGGAGCAUUUUGACUUCCCUGUAAAACAGAAUGAUUACUAAAGAAGGGUGGUGGACAAAACUGUUAUAGUAUGUAGGCACUGUGGCAUGAGAGAGCCAUAUUAAAGUGGCAAUACAUCGAGUAUGGCCACACAUCUGAAGUGACAUCACCCUGGUGUGCCAAUGACAGGAUUCAAAACACAGCAGCUUCUCACCACUGCACUUAAGCAGCCCUUUACAGCAGAAUCAGACCUUUAUGAACAGGAAAAAAUCAAAAUGAUCGCGGACUUAUCUGAUGCAUUCUCUAUUGCGAUCACCACAGACAGGUGGAUAUCAAGGGCUACAGAAAGCUACGUAACUGUGACUGCUCACUACAUCACAGUAGAGUGGGAGAUUUGAAGUCUGGUGCUACAGACAUGCCCCUUCUAUGAGAGUGACACAAGCACAACUCUAGCGCAGGUACUGAUAGAAGUAACAGAGUGGAAGUUAAAGAGGCACAAUAUAUGUAGCAAUAUACCAGUGACUACAGAUAAUGCCAAGAGCCAAGUAAUGCAGUGAUAGAAGCUGGACUGGGACCACAGAUCGCUUGCUUUGCACAUGUGAUAAAUUUAGCAUCCCAAAGGGGAAUCUCCGUGAACUAGAUGGACUGCAUGUGCUUAAGACCAAGCAAGAAAUACUACAAUUACCAGCCCACAAGCUCAUACAUGAUGUCACAACAAGAUGGAAAUCCACUUAUGGCACGUUGGAGCACUAUCUGGAGCAGCAGGCAGCUAUGUACUCUGCACUGACAGAGAAGACACUGGAAAAAAAAUUUCAGAGACAUUAUCACCUUGUCUGCUGAUGAUGUGAAAGUGGCAGAGGAGGUCCUGCAGCUGCUGAAACCUCUCAAAACAGUCACAACCCUAUUGAGCACUGAAAAUGCACUCUCUGUGUCCAUAACCUCUGAAAACCAGGAUUCUACAAUCCAUGGCUGCAAAUGAGGAGGACAGCACCAUUACUAGAGAUGUCAAAGCUGCCAUUAGAGGCAGAAAUGUAAUUUUUUAUUUUUUUGCUGAUCCGCUCCGUGACACAAAAACCAUCAUGUGAUCCGAACCGUGAGAUUUGUGGUCCGUUGCACCUCUAGUCAUUUUAGAAGUUUCCCAGGACAGUUAUAACCCUCUGAAUUCAUCCCCUGUGCACAGGAGGGGAAUCCCAGCGGUGCUGAGGUGGACUUCAUAUGCAUUUGAAUGCAAGAUGAAUUAUUAAACAUGGCGUAAACUAUUAGCUGCAGGUGAUAUCAGAUGCAACCUUUUAUCAUUCUAAUAUUGGCCAGGGGAGCUGGUUUUAUUAUUAUCAUUAGGCUGCUCAGUAGAGCACUUUGCAUAUUGGAUCAUUUUAAUGGGAGUUUGGAAAUCAGGUUUACAUUUUUAUUUUACAAUGUGUAUUUUCCUUUUAAAUUGAAUACGUGAUCAUGAGCUAAGAUCACUGAUUUAACUCACUGUACAGAUUUCAUUAGGAUGAGUGAACAUGUAUGCAUUUGCUGCAGGUCCUCUGAACUAAUAAAAUCAUCACUUUUUAAGGUUUUUUUUUUUUUUUUUUUUUUUUUUUUUUUUUU
Molecule: messenger RNA, 6216 nt
Organism: Ictalurus furcatus (blue catfish)
Lineage: Eukaryota; Metazoa; Chordata; Actinopteri; Siluriformes; Ictaluridae
Gene: lmnb2
Product: lamin B2
Exons: 12
Coding region: 687-2447 (586 amino acids)
Source: RefSeq, a predicted model, not a curated record